AUGUCCAUUGUCCUACACAAUGGCCGGUUCUUCCAGUCGGAGGCUUCCGGGUCGCAGGAUGCCCAUUUCGCGGAUUGCCUCGUCGUCGACGAAGCGUCCGGCAAGAUCCAACACGUCGGAUCGGCCCAGGACGGAGCCGUGCUUGAGGCCCGGGCCGCCGGCGCCCGGCUGCACGACAUGGCCGGCCGCGUCGUCGUGCCGGGCUUCAUCGACAGCCACAUGCACUUGCUCCAGACGGGGGAGCUCCUCAGCCGGCCGAACCUGGACAGCUGCAAGACCCUGGACGAGAUCCGCCAGAUCAUCCGCGACUAUGCGCAGGCCAAUCCGGACCUGGCCCGCAUCAUCUGCCGGGGCUGGAUGCAGCCAUCGACAGAUGGCCUCGCCAAGGCCGGUGACUUGGACGACCUGGAUCCCCGUCCCAUCCACAUCUCCGCCGAGGACAUGCACUCGGCCUGGUGCAACACGGCCGCCAUCGAGGAACUGGGCGUGGCCGACUUGCCAGACCCGCCGGGCGGCGUGAUCCAUCGUGACGAGAGCGGCAGACCCACGGGCUUGUUGUCCGAGAGUGCCGCCCUCGGCAUAGUGUGGCCUUUCCUUACCAGAGCCUCGUCCGUCGACGAAAGAGUGCAGCGCAUGCAUGACGCCUUUGACGCUUACAUCUCGGCCGGCUACACGGGCCUAGUGGAGCUCGCGACCGACGACACAGCAUGGGACACCCUCCUGGCCUUCCGGUCCCGGCGGCCAGAGGGCACGUUGCCUAUCCCCUUGGCGAUCCACUGGCUGAUCCUCCCUCAAGCUUCCGAGGAGGAGACGAUGAAGCAGGUUGACCGCGCCAUCGAGCUGCACGGGCGCUUCAACGCCGUCGACACGCCCGACUGUCGCAUCACAGGCAUCAAAAUUGUAUGCGACGGCGUUGUGGACUCGUGCACGGCGGCUCUGCGAGAUCCGUACGCGCACAGCGGGCACGUUGAGGAGCCCGUCUGGUCGCUGGAGCAGCUCGCCCCCGUCCUCAAGAAGGCCGAUGGCGCAGGGCUGCAGUGCGCUCUGCACGCCAUUGGCGACGCCGCCAUCAAGCUGGCCCUCGACUCUCUCGAACAGGUUGGCAACCCGACCGGCCGGCACCGCAUCGAGCACCUUGAGACAUGCACCCCCGAAGACGCCCAGCGUCUCGGCCCGCUGGGCAUCAUCGCUUCCAUCCAGCCGGUGCACGGCGAUCCAGCCAUCCUGGACGAGUGGCCGAGGCUCCUUGGGCCCCAAAGGUGCAAGCACAUUUUCCCGUACGCCGCCUUGGCCAAGGCCGGGGCCGUCCUCGCCCUUGGGACAGACUCUCCCACCGCCUCAUUGAAGCCGCUGCCCAACCUGUAUGUGGCCACGACUCGGCGCUCGGCACGGGAGCCCGAGAGGGCGGAGCAAACGACUCCGCAAUUUGCACUAUCCCUGGUGACGGCCUUGGCUGCCGCAACCCGCGGAGCCGCCUAUAGCUGCUUCGCUGACCGUUGCACCGGCACCCUUGAAGUGGGCAAGGCGGCCAACUUGGCUGUGAUUUGCAUGGAGUGGGAUGCGCAGAAGCUCUUGGAAGCCAGAGUAGCUGAAACAUGGCUUGGCGGCCAAAGGAUAUACGUUGCAGAUACUGAAUCAUAA
Molecule: messenger RNA, 1641 nt
Organism: Hirsutella rhossiliensis
Lineage: Eukaryota; Fungi; Ascomycota; Sordariomycetes; Hypocreales; Ophiocordycipitaceae
Product: amidohydrolase family domain-containing protein
Exons: 1
Coding region: 1-1641 (546 amino acids)
Molecular function (GO): hydrolase activity, acting on carbon-nitrogen (but not peptide) bonds
Source: RefSeq, a predicted model, not a curated record